Molecule: messenger RNA, 6662 nt
Organism: Lepidothrix coronata (blue-crowned manakin)
Lineage: Eukaryota; Metazoa; Chordata; Aves; Passeriformes; Pipridae
Gene: ATPSCKMT
Product: family with sequence similarity 173 member B
Exons: 5
Coding region: 218-871 (217 amino acids)
Biological process (GO): regulation of mitochondrial ATP synthesis coupled proton transport; peptidyl-lysine trimethylation; positive regulation of proton-transporting ATP synthase activity, rotational mechanism
Cellular component (GO): mitochondrion
Molecular function (GO): protein-lysine N-methyltransferase activity
Source: RefSeq, a predicted model, not a curated record
GUGGCAUCCCCCAGUUCGCGGGGGCGGGGAGGGAGGAUCUCCUCCAUGGGGGUGCAAUAUGGGCGCUGAGCGCGGCAGCAGCGGGCCGCAGUGGGUGAAUGCGGCGGAGUGAAGAUAGACACACGACGGAAGAAGUGUGUGCGGCAGAGUGAAGACAGAUACACGACGAAAAAAGUGUGCGCGGCGCUCCUCUCCGGAGCACCUUCACAAAGGUGCGAUGUCCGAGGCGGUAGCGAAGAAGAGCCUGGAGCAGGAUGGUGAGGGCGGCUCCAGGAGGAGCAGCUGGGGGCUGCUGGUCACGGCUGGGGUCGGUGGGACUCUGGUGGCCCUCUAUGCUGUGGUCACCCCCUUUGUGACCCCAGCCCUGAGGAAGGUGUGCCUGCCCUUUGUUCCUGCAACUGCCACUCAGGUCCAGAAUGUGCUGAAAAUGUUGGAAAAUAGAAGUGGCCCCCUAGUUGACAUUGGUAGCGGGGAUGGCCGCAUUGUGAUAGCAGCUGCAAAAAAGGGAUUCAAAGCUGUUGGUUAUGAAUUAAAUCCCUGGCUAGUUUGGUACUCCAGAUACAGAGCCUGGAGAGAUGGAGUACAUCAGAAUACCAGAUUUUAUAUUUCAGACUUAUGGAAGGUUUCUUUUUCCCAUUAUACAAAUAUUGUUGUUUUUGGCGUACCUCAGAUGAUGCCACAGUUGGAGAAGAAGCUGGAAGAAGAACUUGAAUGUAAUGCCAGAAUCAUUGCCUGUCGCUUUCCUUUCCCCUGCUGGAUUCCAGAUCAUACUACUGGAGAGGGAAUAGACACUGUGUGGGCCUAUGAUUUGAAACAUUAUAGAAGAUGUGAAACAAAAAACUUGGAAAUUACACCAGAGAGAGGAUCCUAAACAACUAAUUUGUUUUUUAUAUUGAAAUUUUUAACUUUGACUUUACCUGUUGAAGAUAAGAUAGAGCCCCAGCAUAUGGAGAUAUAUAUAUUCACUUAAAGAACUGAAGUGCACUGAUUAUCUGAAAGCAAACAAAGGUUACUGAAAGAUGUAGUUAAAUGGCUUAAUGUAGUGUCCUGAUUUAACUCCAUCUGGCAAUGAAGUACCACACAGGUGUUUGCCCCAGUUCUCACACUCCCCCCAUGUCAUGGGAAGGAAAAUUGGGGAAAAGAUUAUACCCAUGGGUUGAGAUAACAAUAGUUUAAUAAUUGAAGUAAAUUUAAUAAUAUUAAAAAUUGCAAUGAAAAGAGAGACAGAAAAAGACAGGAGUAAAACCCAAGAAAGAUGAGUGAUCCACAAUACCAUUACUCACCCCUCAUUGACUGAUGCCCAGCCCAUCCCAGAGCAGUAAUUGGCCCUUCUGUGCCAACUCCCCCCAGUUUAUAUACCGGGCACAAUGGCAUGGAAUAUCCCUUUGGCUAGUUUGGAUCGGCUAUUCUGGCCAUGCACCCUCCCAGCUUCUUGAACGCCUUCUUGUUGUCAGGGCAUGGGAAACUGAAAAGUCCUUGGCUUGGGGCAGAUGCUGCUCAUCAUCAGCUAAAACACCAAUGUUACCAGCGUUAUUUUCAUCCUAAAUUCUAAACACAGCAUUCUACCAGCUACUAGGAAGAAAAUUAACUCUAUCCUAGCUGAAACAUGACAUGUAGCUAGUAAAAAUUAUGAGAAAGUUUUAUAGAAGCGGAAAGCUUUAAUAUGGAAAAUGGGAUAAAAACCACAGACCACUACUGUUAGGGGGAAUCUCUGUGUGAAUAAAAUGCUCAAAUUGGUGAACUUAAUAUAUUUGUUCUUUCUGAUCCUACGUAGCAUUUGGUGUUGGUGUUGGAAGCAGUGUGCAAGUGGCUUCUCAAAUGAGCUGUAGUUCCCAAAUGUCUUCAUUAUGUGGCAAGUAGGCAUAAUACUGCAUACACAAAACUGAUCCAAAUAGACUAUGAUGGUGAUACCAAUUGUUCACACCUGAGCCUUGAAUGUGUACCUUUAAUAGUUGAGUAUGAUAAAAGAAGCAAAUAUAAUAAGUUGUUUAUUCAUUAACGUAAGUACAGCCUCUCAUUAUAUUACUGAAUUUUAAUUUCACUUGUUAUGUGAAAACAAACUGCAGAAGUAUGCUCUUACUGAACUCUUAUUGGUAUAAGCCUUUGCAGAUGGCCAUAAUUUUUCCUAACCCCUCUGCUUCAGGAAGGGGUUUCAGAAGUCAUUUACUUGUCAGCGAAGUGUCAACAUUUCUGUGUGCUCAAACUUUGGAUAAAGGUAUGGAUGAGAGUUGCUUACUUGAAUGUUUGAAGGCUGUCUAUGAUUCCAGAGCUAGUUGUUCUGACUAGCUUGGCUAAAUCUGAUUGAACAUCAUUUAAUUUAUGAUGGGAGAUGAGACGGAAGGUUUUCAAUCAGACUUCUUUUUCCUUCUACUUUUCUAUACCAUCUGAUGAGAUCUCAGAAACCCAUGGUAUCUCUGCAUGGCUUUUCCUUCUAAGUGAAGCAAGUUCUCCGUGUCCUUUUGCCGAUGCUGGUUUGCAGUGGGGCACUGUCACUGCACUGGCAUUUUCCUUUUCUACCAUGGUUACAGCACUUUUCUGUUUUAUGAAACAGAAAUGUUUUAUAAAACAUUAUCUGCUUACUUGUUCUUUUUUCUGGUUCCCAAGUAAAGUUUUACUGUUUUCACCCAGUAACAAUUGGUCAAAGCCUCUCUUGGCCCCAGUUAACAUAUAGCCUGUUCGUUAAGCAGUGACUAUGUAAGUUUGUCAGACCUUUGCAUAUAUGAUACCCAUAGAAUGAAGUUAAACAAGCUAGGCAAUUGUCACCUGACUUCAAGGCAGUCGUUAUCACAACUAAAGUUAUCUCAGGCCAAGAGAAGUGCUGAGACUAUAAUUUCAGGUAAAUACAAAGUCUGUGACAUUUUGUUAUGUGUCAGGAGAGCAAAUUUGCUGGACAAUAGUAUCUGGCUUGAAGAGAAGUUGUGUGCUAUUUGAGAUGCAUAGCCUACAAUGAUACCAAUACUCAGGCUUUUUGGUUUUGGUUGAGGGGAGAGGAAGGAGAAUUUAAAAUUCAAAUCUACAUUGAGGAUUUGAAAUGGAGCAGUGGCAUGGUUUUGUCCUGAUAAGGUAUACAAAACAAGGAAAAAAAGGGGCAACUGUAUCUGGAGUCUGCAAAGGAGAGGUAAUUUCAGCCUCGCAUGGAAAGGCACAACUGUAAAUGUGGGGACUGUGUACUGAAGUACGUUGGUUCCUGGUAAGCAGGCUUCUACAGCCUUUCACUGCAAUGUUACAUAAAGCAUCUUGUAAAACUACACUAUAUUCUUUCUGUCAUGAUCUAAAUGUUAUGAUUAUUACACAGUGACAGCACAGUGGCUUAUCUAAAAUGGAUGAAUUUAAUAUCCCAAGGCUAUAAAACUGGAACCUUAGACAAAGGAAAUCUGAAAUUAUUUCUAUUGGAAAAAGACCACACAAAGUGUAAAUUAGCUAAUUAAGCAGGGUCCUUCCUCAAAUGAUUAUAAAGGAGAAGAGGACGAAAAAGAUUUUGAUCAGUUGAGUUGUGACCCAUCUGCAGUGCAGUGCUUUGACCCAAGUUUCUGCAGCACUGUUCACUACAGUUAUUUUGUAGGAAAUGAAGCAGCUGUUUGCUUUUUCUUCUGUGUCUGACUAUAUAUUUUUCUAUUGCAUUAAUGUUUGCCUGUUAACAGGUAAAACUGAAUUUCUCAUUUCUACCUGUGGUAAUGGUUUUGGGAUGUGCACUUCUUAAUUACCACCUACUGCUCCAGAAAUACUUGUUAAGAGGGCAAAAUAGAAUUAAUGAUGUGAUGGUCUGAGCUUUAGGAGAACUAAGUGCUGCCAUCAAGGCAAGGAGAAAUUUUUAAAUGUUUUAAUGUAAAGCAGAGGGCUGUUUCUUCCUCUGGCCACUUACAUUUGGGGGCCUACAUUGAAAUAGCAGUGGUCUGAAAGUUUGGAAUUCCUUACAACGUAAGGAAAUGUGCUGUGUUUCCUGUUUCCAUGGCUUAGAUGUGAAAUGGAAAGCAAAUUGCUCUAAUUUACACAGGAGAACUGGGAAAUCAUUUUCUCAUCAUUUUGGCCUCAAUUUUUCUAUCACUUGCUAUGUUCUCCAUUUGGUUUGCAAGAUUAAAUACUUAACUGUGACUUCAGCUAUCACUGUAUGGAUUCUUAUGUUGAUACAUUUCCAAUUGCUAAGGUAAUGUAUUAUGAUUUUGUUGAUAUGCUACUUCACAGUACAAAUUUGUUUCUUCUGAAAACCAGGAAAGAGAACAGCCCUUAUCGAAUUACAAUGUAGGUCUGAAGCCAAAAAGAGGAAAUCUUCAAGGUACACAUGCUGUUCAAUACCAAAGUAAUUCAGAUACACAGAAAAAACCAUAGUUUAUUUUUAUUUGUAUCUUCUAGUAGAAUCACUUGCCUUUCGGGAGUUACAUGUUUUAUUCUCUCCUUGCCCUGCCAGAUCUUAGCAAAAAAAGUUGUUACAUUAUUGAACGAGUAAUUCUUUCCUGAAAUACUGUAGAAUUUGAUUUUUUUGCAAAUAAUACAGGUCAGAGUCAGACUUUCAUUUUUGGUUUUUUUUUGGUUCUUCCCUCUCCUCUCCCCUCUUUUUCUUUUCUUCUUAUAUUGCGACACAUUAUGUCCCCACAAGUUUUGUGAUGCAAGAUAAGUUGUACCAAUGCAUCAUCUGAGUGCUGCAAUUCUAACUUUUUAGUUUCCCGUUUCCAUUUUGCAUAAAUUGGCUUUCUAGGAAAAAAAGAGAGGGUUAUGGCUACAAGAGAGCCAUCUGUUAGGCAGCUUGCUCGUUAUACUGCACGGUCACUACAGCCACACAGCAGUGUCAACAAAGCCUGCCUGGUUUUGUUUGGGAAAUAUACGCAUAUAAUGUGACUUUUAGGCAUUUCUGUAUCACUGGGUAUAUAGAAGUUCUUGGCUUAUCCUCUAGUCUGAGUAUAUUCUGUCAGUUAAUCUAAUGCUGCUCCAAUCCUCUGAGCUGCUGUUUAUUUCUGUCAUGAGUUGUAACCAGGUAAGAAGAUACAGAAUCCACUUUCAAAUAAAGCACCACAUUUCACAAAUCAGUUGAAUGAGUAUGAUCUGUGGAAAAAAGUUUCAAAGCUCAGGCUUUGGGGAAGUCUUUUACCUUCCAUGAAGGACAGACACCUUUCAGAAGGCAAUAGAGAUCUGAAUUCUGGAUAUUUUUUUAAAAAACUACUUGAGCUUUGCUUUUCUCAAGUGUGUGUUCUUCAAAAUUUUUAGCACCAUAAUACCAUUCUAAGAUCUGUAGGGGAAGUGAGCAGGGGCAACAUUUUGGUUAUCUUUCAUAUUUUGAGCUGUAGGAGGAAAGGAGGAAAGGGAUCUUAUGGACCAAGUAUGGCAGUUUUGUCUGUUUCAAGGGCAGUUUGACAGACUUGCCCAUCAUCUGUGCAUACUUCUCAUUGAACAGGAAAAUCCAUACUAAGAAUAGGCUGUGAUGAGAAUGCACUUAGACGUGGAUUCAUGUCUGAUACCAUUACACUUGGACAAACUAUGGAUAGAUUUCUUCAUACUUCUAUAGUUUUGCUUUCCAUGGUUUACAAAUACUGAAGCAUUUUUUCAAAAAAGGACAUGAAUCCUUCCAAGUAAUGGUUCAGUUUUAGGUUGUCCUGUGCAGGGCUAGGAGUUGGACUUCGAUGACCCUUAUUGGUUGCUUCCAACUCAGGAUAUUCUAUGAUUCUACGGUUGAAGAGGGCAGCCUAAUAUCAGAUUUAAUGCCAGAAAUUCUGCUUUGACUGAUUUAUUUUUCUUUUACAUUUGACAAGAUUGCAGUUCUCUAGGUUUAAAAUGUAGACCCAACUUGUGUUCCAGAAGUAAUAUAUGUCUCUUCUAGAAGAUUUCUUGAAUUCUUGGUAAAACAGUGUGGCAGCUAUGUCUAACUUAAAAAUUACCUUUGAGUGAGAUUACUGAAUAUAUUAAUUCUGCAGCUUUUUGCUUUGCAUGAUAAUCUUUCUUUUCACCCUUGUAUGUUUUACUGAGGGAGACUUAUACAAGGAUAACUACAAUUUUUUCCCAUUUUGUUUCUGAAUUCUGCCUCUUUAUUUGUUUGCUUUUAUUUUUUCAUAUUGUCUUUUUACAAUUUGACUGUUUGACUUUCAGAUCUUCUAAUUUCCUUUUAUUUUUUCCUGUAAAUUAGGGGUUUUUUGGGGGUGACUGGUUUUUUUUUGGUGUUGUUUUUUUCCCCAGCAACUUUCAGGAAGACUAAAUAUGUUAUGGAAUGUUCUUUUUCUCUCUAAUGUUUUAACAUGCAUUUGACUAACCUUCUUGAUUUAUUUAGCAGUCUGUAUGCUGACAUAGCAUGACUUUUGUUUCCAGUGGAUGAAAGAAAAACACAUCCACCCCAAUGGUAUUUAGAUUGAAAAAUAGCUUUGGUCUACAACAAUUCUGGUUAUUUAGGAGUUUUAAGUACCUAAUUUCACUUUUUUAUUAUAUUUCACCACUUGGCAAAUGAAUACAGGCUUUUUAUCCCUUCAGUAGUUCUUUGGAUUUGUGUUAUUUGUUCAGGUGGGACUUUUGCUGACUUCUUUUUCUUAGUAUAAUAUUGGGGUUUCUAUUAGGGGCUUUGGUUGAAAUGUCAGAUGAAUGUUUUUUCUGCAAGUUGCUGUAUAGACUGUAUAAUCACUGUGAUGCAAACCAGUGAACUGCUAACAUUGGUAAAAAUGAAAUAAAACCUGCUUACCAGUAAA